Messenger RNA from Octopus sinensis (East Asian common octopus), 1981 nucleotides. Its product is annotated as superoxide dismutase [Mn], mitochondrial. Gene Ontology annotation, cellular component: mitochondrion. The record is from RefSeq and is a predicted model, not a curated record. Gene Ontology annotation, biological process: superoxide metabolic process. NCBI's taxonomy places the organism in Eukaryota, Metazoa, Mollusca, Cephalopoda, Octopoda, Octopodidae. The transcript has 4 exons. Gene Ontology annotation, molecular function: metal ion binding; superoxide dismutase activity. The coding region runs from base 112 to 828 and encodes 238 amino acids.
AUUAUUUCUGAGAAACAGUGUCUCGGUUGGGACAAACCGGAAACUAAAGUCACGUGGCAGCAUUGUUUAAAUACUAGUCGGGUCUCAAGUACGAGAGGUGGAAGACGUUGAAUGAUGUUGAAUAAUUUGAUGACAAUUCGCCAGGCUGUAGUAAGGUCAUGCAUCCUUGCAGAGAGAUUGGUCAAACCCACUACCUGUGGAUUUGUUUCUGCUCAGAUUCGCUGUAAACACACAUUACCUGAUCUCCCAUAUGACUACAAUGCUUUAGAGCCAUAUAUCAGUGCUGAUAUUAUGAAACUCCACCACCAAAAACAUCAUGCUACGUAUAUCAACAAUCUCAAUAUUGCAGAAGAGAAACUGGCUAAUGCAGUAGCCAAAGAGGAUACAUCAACUAUCAUUAGUCUUCAACCUGCUCUGAAGUUCAAUGGUGGAGGCCAUCUCAACCAUAGCAUAUUUUGGGAAAUACUGAGUCCACAUGGAGGAGGAGAACCUGAAGGUGAUUUGCUGGCAGCCAUUGUAAGAGAUUUUGGAUCUUUUGAGAAAAUGAAGAAUGACUUAGUUGCUUCCAGUGUGGCAGUGCAAGGUUCUGGAUGGGGAUGGUUAGGCUAUGAUGCAGUAUCUAAACAGCUAAAAAUAGCAACUUGUGCUAAUCAAGAUCCACUGAAAGCAACCACAGGUUUGGUACCGCUGUUUGGCAUCGAUGUGUGGGAACAUGCCUAUUAUCUGCAAUACAAGAAUGUACGUCCAGAUUAUGUGAAAGCUAUUUUCAACAUCGCUAACUGGAAGAAAAUUGCUGCACUGUUCAAAGCUGCUACUGAGUCAGCUUAACUCAAGAAGUGAUUCAACAAAUUCUUUAAAAUAUUAUAAAAUCCAAAGGUGGGAAUAUUUCCUACAAAUGUUUGUAAUGCAAUAGACACACACACACACAAUAUGUAUUACAUAGUGAUAAUUGAAAGUAUGUUAGAAGUGAAAGUAAGUUUCAGUUAUUAUGGUUUAUAGUGUUGAUAGAAGUAAAGUGAGAGGAAUCAAUAAGGAUGUUAGUUGUUUGAUUCACUAACUUUACUAACCAAUUCUUUGUUUUGUUUUCUUACAUAUCUCUUGUAAAUCAAACUUUCUUAUAUAGCAGUCUUUUGUUUUAUGACACCUUCUAGUGUGUCAAUUUUUUUUUUUUUUUUUUUCAGUUACUCUCUCUGGUGUAACUAUAUUUCUUGUCAUAGUUCUCUCUGUUGUGUAUUCCCUAACUAUAUAUCUCUAUGAUAAUAUAGCUGACAUAUCUGCAUUUCUAAGAUCAUGGAACUGUUGACUUAAUUUUCUGUCUGUACUUUAUAUUUCACUGUCUUCUGGUGUCAUAGUGUUAACUCAUUAUUGUACAUGAGGCUAAAUGGACACCUAACUGUUCUUUAGGACAAUAGCAGAGGAGACAAAAAUCAUUGAAACCCAAUAUUUUGAAAAAAGAUAAGAAUGUUAUGUGGAUGGGAAUACAGAGGAUAAGGUUAAUCUCUUCAAUAGAAUAUAGAAGUAUAAUUUACUUUUAUUCCAAUGGUAAUCUUUAUGAAUCUUAGUGCAUGUGUUAAUAUUAUUAUAGUCAAAAGUUUUUUUUUCGAGUUUUCCGAGGUGUUUAAAAUGAGUUUGUUAAUUCUCUUCCUUGCUUUUUAAAUUGUCAUUUUGUGUGACUCAAAGUUGCAUCAAAAAUAGGCCAUUUGGGGUUGUUCCUAUAGUAAGGACUUUUAAUUUUUGAGGGGGUCUUUUUUAAAUCCUUGGGGGUUAUGAGAUAGAAUGAUUUUAUGUUAAAGAGCUUCAUAGACACUACUGCAACAUUUUAACACAGCUUCCCAGAGUAGGGGCGAAGUUUGCUUCUAAAACUUGAUGGUAUUCACAAAACAUAUUAAACACUGAUUUAAGUCAUUUGCUUACACCACUAGAUCAAUGCUAUCUUUAAAUUUCAAUAAAGUUUUGACUCAGCAAUACUUGAUAUCUUUUA